AUGGCCUCUCCCCGCAGAGGCGACCGAGCUGCACUCGCGCGUCACCAUCAACCGCAGUCGCCCUUUGCCCGCGCGCGAGAGCCCAGCUACGAAUUCGAUCUCGAUAAUUCACAUUUUCCCACGCCUUCCAAACAGAGCGGGACGCGUCCUAGACCCAGCUUUCGCACAGGCACACUUUCCGGCGCGUAUCGAGCCACUUCACGCACGAGUAUGUCCGACGACGGCGCCGGACUCGGUCUAACCACCAGCCCGCGACAACCCCGAAAUUUUGUCAGUGCGCGCUCGCCAUCGUCGGAUAUGUCGAACCCACCCGAAGAACUCGUCGAUGUAUACAGGAGGAUUGAGCAGGACGGAACACUGGCUGACCUGCCGCUGGACGAUUGGGACGCUCCCCUCGAGACGCGUCCGGCCAGUCGGCCGAGUCGCUCGUCGCCUCGAGCAAGAGACAGAGAGUAUGAAGGUCGCGCAUUCUCGGAGGCAAGUUUUGUCAAUGAGAAUUCACCACGCAGGAGGACCUCCGACUAUGCCAGAGACGAACAGCGACUUCGACGUGUGACGGGCAAGGAUUCGCCGGUAUUCAGCAAGGCCAAAGUCGGGAACCGUGCGGCCCUCACAGCGGACAAUUUGCAACGAAGGGAGGAAGAGGAACAGGUUCAUGUAUCAGAAGAGGAUGAUGGCGAGCCGGGCCCAUCGUUGAAUUUGCCGCGGACAUGGGGAACCCGAGCCGGACGCCGCUCAGAAUGGCUCAGGAACGUGAGCGGAAGCACCGACUCCGAACCACAAGAGAGGAGAGAAGAACAAUUGCCCGUCAACAACGUCUCACAUAUGCGAGCUCAGGCGGAAGAUAACGUUCUCGCGAGAUAUUCUGCCCGCUCAUCCUCACGAGCCAGUGAACGAGGUAGCUUCCCAGCCCGGAACGCCCUUGGCGAACGUACAGCCAAUUUUCAUGCCAAGGACGCACCGCAGGACAAGAAGGAAGAGACAUCCAGCUGGGACCAGAAGGCACCUCAAGGCGAAGGUGUCCACGUGCCAAACACGCCCAUCGUGGUCUAUAAAAACCCUAGCUUCACCAAGGCAACUGCAGCGAAGCGUGAUUCGCAAAAUUUGCUUCGCAAGCUCGCACGAACCGAAAGCCCGAAGCCUGAACAAAUGCAGACUCCAGAUCAACCGAAGCUUUUCGAACGGAGGAUUUACGACAAGACGCCCAGAGUGACGGGUGCCUGGAUCGAUACACCAAUGACCGAACGGGUGGCAGAGCUUCCUCAGGAAUUGACCAAGGAUAUUGUCCUGCCAUCGGUGCCUGCAAAGGAACCCGAAGCUCCCAGACAGGAGCAAAAGCCGCCACCGAAUGUUCAACCGCCAGUCACAGAAGUAAAGCCAGAGCCGAGCACUGUGGAAGAGCCCGUCUCUGAGCCCCAACCCGCCAAACGGAACAAGUCGUUUGUCAUUCGACCCAAGCUACCAAAGAGCGGCCUCCAAACAGUCAUUGAGGACGUGAGUUCCGGCAAAGAAACUUUGGACUUGGGAGACGACACAAUUGAAUCCCUUCAGGCAAUUAUGGAUGACCCGACUGAGCUCAAGACCGAGGAAGAGGAGGAAGCUGCCUACGAACAGGAGGUGCUGAAGAGACUUGAGCUGGCAAAUGCAAAUGGACAAGAUUCCGUCGAUAUUGAUCGUCUGAACGACAAACUCCAUUCCCUCGUGAGAAACAUCAACGAAGUGAAGAAGGGCCUGAAUAGCUUGGAAGAGCACGUCAUCCGAGAUGCGGCCAUUGUGUCCCGGCAAGGCUCUCCCAAGAAAGCAGGCCCGCAGACACCAGACUCGCACUCAAGUGAGAACUGCGAGAAAUGCGUCCAUGACGAUGGCCGCGUAUACGCUGCUAUUCCGCUCCCUCGCCUCUGGAAAUGGGAUCCCGUAUCGCAGCGCCGUCAACUCACCAAACUAGGCUGGGUGACAUUCGUUUCGCUCAGCUGGUAUAUCAUCGAAUGUCUGAUGUGGGAUAUCUAUGCCCACCCCUUGAUCUCCGAAAUAUGCGAUGGCUAUUGCAUGCAAGCGGAUGCGCCUGAAUUCCCAUUCGUUACUGUCACGAUGCUCUGGCGGUGGUCCCAUCUGGAGUAUCUUUUGGCGCCUGUUGUUACCAUCUCUUUGGGCUUCUUCCGUCUCACGGCACAACUGCUGGGAUUGUGGGAUGGCUAUGUCGAUGAGCCACCGCAACUGAGCAACAUUGUUGGCGAGAUCCGCGUAAAUGGUACUCCAGUCUCAUUCCCUUGGUUGACGUCUCCGGGUCAAACGGUUGCACCGACACAGUCAUCUAUAGCUAUGCCGCAACAGCCUGUGUGGACUCCUCGCAAUGAAGUUCCGCAGCAUGAAGCUCCCAUCCAGUGGUCUGAUGAUCAAGUUUCCAUGGAGGAUGAUGAAUAUCUUUGA
Messenger RNA from Penicillium subrubescens, 2427 nucleotides. RefSeq lists its product as uncharacterized. The transcript has a single exon. The record is from RefSeq and is a predicted model, not a curated record. The coding region runs from base 1 to 2427 and encodes 808 amino acids. Lineage: Eukaryota; Fungi; Ascomycota; Eurotiomycetes; Eurotiales; Aspergillaceae.